Messenger RNA from Coregonus sp. 'balchen', 4972 nucleotides. The record is from the annotation of a GenBank genome assembly. Lineage: Eukaryota; Metazoa; Chordata; Actinopteri; Salmoniformes; Salmonidae.
UCUCGAUCAGCUGUUUUGAUUACAUUUGGAAAGACACAGUUGCAAAGACCAGACAGGGAAUCAAGAACAGAUGCAAAUCUUUGGAAAAAUUGUGCAGAGUUGCAGUUAUAAACCGAUGCCUCAUCAAAGGAAAACGCAUUAAUUAAGGAAUCGGUUACAAAACCUCUUCAAAUACACUUUUGGGGUUAACAGAAUGUCCUACUCAAACUGGGAUAUAUUCUACGAAUAUAGGUACGUUUUAUUUGCCUCUAGGCCAGCUCUAACAUGAAUGCAAGAGGGGCGUCUUUCCAAAAAGGAGAUAGACAUAUUUAAUGAUGUUCUAUUAUUAUCCAGUCUUUCGAUGCUGAACUACCGCUGGCUGUCAUUGCAACUGCCCCAAUUUCAGACCAGACUUUGGUGUUAUGUCACUUGCACCAAAGGAGUAGGCUAUAGCCUAGCUUUCAUAUCCAGUUAUUAAUUUCAGUUCUUUCUCUGUUGAUAUAAGGCUAACGUUCAGGUUUUCUUUGUCAUCGUGAAAUGGUUUAUUUAGUCUUUCAGUGGUAUCCCAGCCUCGUCCCUCGUCCACUCUGCUCAAGCUGUUGUUUAGGUUUUGAAUAAUGAUGUCAGUUGCAUACACAUCUGACGCAUUCAGGGACGAUGUUUUGUUUUUGUCAAGCCACUGCCAUAGGCCGCAUAUUUGCUCAGCUGUGUAGCUGCCAAUGAUAUAUAUAUAUACACUAGAUGACUAACGGGGCGCUGUUUUGGAGCCACCACGCCUCCAUCUUGGUACUCCCCCUUCGUCGUAAAAAAUAGUUUGAAAGCUAUAAAAAUGAAUUUAUUAGUGUCUACAUUUGUUUUUGCCACGUUUAUUCUAUUACAGACACCUUAAUGCAUAAUUUUAAAUGAUAUUAUGUGAAUUAAACAUACAAAUAAAGGAAAAUGUUUUUGAAUAUUUAUUAUUAAGUAUAAUUUUCGAAAAUAUACUGACCAAAAAUAUGAAUGCAACAAUUUCAAAGAUUUUACUGAGUUACAGUUCAUAUAAGGAAAUCAGUCAAUUGAAAUGAAUUCAUUAGGCCCUAAUGUAUGGAUUUCACAUGACUGGUGCAGCCAUGGGUGGGCCUGGGAGGGCACCCACUGGGGAGCCAGGCCCAGCCAAUCAGAAUGAUUUUUUUCCCCACAAAAGGGCUUGAUUACAGACAGAAAUACUCCUCUAUCCUCUCCCACUACCCGCGACUGGACUUCCUCAUUACCAUAUUUUGUAGUGAGAAAACGCUUUAAACAGAUGCUUCAGCUUUAUAGCCCCUGUGGCGUGUCUGGGUUUCCCAUUCUGUCUGUGACUGCUUCUUCUGAGGAGUGCCAAUAUGGCCGACCGGUAGCUUUAAAGCCUCUCAUUGGCCAAUACAUAGCAUCAGCAAUCCAGGGUUUAUAUACAUCAUUGGUAGCUGCCAGCAUCAAGUCCAUAGGACACUGAUCUGUGGUAGAAUGCCUGAAUAUCAACUGUCCUCAUCACCCCAUUUCUCCUCAGUCUUGCAGAUUAGAUUUCCAAGUCCAUACAGUUCAUAAGGACUUUGAUUAUGCGUGUGUCACUAGGUACUUUGAAUGUAGAAUGGAAUGGUGCUACAGUGAGGGAAAAAAGUAUUUGAUCCCCUGCUGAUUUUGUACGUUUGCCCACUGACAAAGAAAUGAUCAGUCUAUAAUUUUAAUGGUAGGUUUAUUUGAAUAGUGAGAGACAGAAUAACAACAGCAAAAUCCAGAAAAACGCAUAUAAAAAAUGUUAUAAAUUGCUUUGAUUUUAAUGAGGGAAAUAGGUAUUUGACCCCUCUCAAUCAGAAAGCUUUCUGGCUCCCAGGUGUCUUUUAUACAGGUAUCGAGCUGAGAUUAGGAGCACACGCUUAAAGGGAGUGCUCCUAAUCUCAUCUUGUUACCUGUAUAAAAUACACCUGUCCACAGAAGCAAUCAAUCAAUCAGAUUCCAAACUCUCCACCAUGGCCAAGACCAAAGAGCUCUCCAAGGAUGUCAGGGACAAGAUUGUAGACCUACACAAAGCUGGAAUGGGCUACAAGAACAUCGCCAAGCAGCUUGGUGAGAAGGUGACAACAGUUGGUGCGAUUAUUCGCAUAUGGAAGAAAAAAAAUAACUGUCAAUCUCCCUCGGCCUGGGGCUCCAUGCAAGAUCUCACCUCGUGGAGUUGCAAUGAUCAUGAGAAUGGUGAGGAAUCAGCACAGAACUACACGGGAGGAUCUUGUCAAUGAUCUCAAGGCAGCUGGGACCAUAGUCACCAAGAAAACAAUUGGUAACACACUAUGCCGUGAAGGACUGAAAUCCUGCAGCGCCCGCAAGGUCCCCCUGCUCAAGAAAGAACAUAUACAUGCCCGUCUGAAGUUUGCCAAUGAACAUCUGAAUGAUUCAGAGGAGAACUGGGUGAAAGUGUUGUGGUCAGAUGAGACCAAAAUGGAGCUCUUUGGCAUCAACUCAACUCGCCGUGUUUGGAUGAGGAGGAAUGCUGCCUAUGACCCCAAGAACACCAUCCCCACCGUCAAACAUGGAGGUGGAAACAUUAUGCUUUGGGGGUGUUUUUCUGCUAAGGGGACAGGACAACUUCACCGCAUCAACGGGACGAUGGACGGGGCCAUGUACCGUCAAAUCUUGGGUGAGAACCUCCUUCCCUCGGCCAGGGCAUUGAAAAUGGGUCGUGGAUGGGUAUUCCAGCGUGACAAUGACCCAAAACACACGGCCAAGGCAACAAAGGAGUGGCUCAAGAAGAAGCACAUUAAGGUCCUGGAGUGGCCUAGCCAGUCUCCAGACCUUAAUCCCAUAGAAAAUCUGUGGAGGGAGUUGCCAAACGUCAGCCUCGAAACCUUAAUGACUUGGAGAAGAUCUGCAAAGAGGAGUGGGACAAAAUCCCUCCUGAGAUGUGUGCAAAUCUGGUGGCCAACUACAAGAAACAUCUGACCUCUGUGAUUGCCAACAAGGGUUUUGCCACCAAGUACUAAGUCAUGUUUUGCAGAGGGGUCAAAUACUUAUUUCCCUCAUUAAAAAGCAAAUCAAUUUAUAACAUUUUUGACAUGCGUUUUUCUGGAUUUUUUGUUGUUGUUAUUCUGUCUCUCACUGUUCAAAUAAACCUACCAUUAAAAUUAUAGACUGAUCAUUUCUUUGUCAGUGGGCAAACGUACAAAAUCAGCAGGGGAUCAAAUACUUGUGUCACUUACUGUAUCUAAAAGGAUCCUGCCGUUUGUUAGGAUUCUAGGUCAGUGGUUAUGAAGAGAAUACAAGGUGAGCACAUAAUACCACAGUGAACUCUGCAGCCAUGGGCCUCAUGCCCCUAGAUCUGCAAAUCUGCUCGCUUAUCUAUCCCAAAACAGUUCUCAUAAGCUGAAUGUGGUUUAUCAUAAGCAACCAUGCUUUCUCUGCUUGGGGUGGAGGGAUUCCCUGUGUGCAUGACAAAAGCAAAUUCAGAGACCGGCAAAUAUAGCCGUUUGCCAACAAACAGCUGUAUCAGAAAAAUAACAUUAAAAAAUGUGUCCUAUGCUGAGAGCCAUUGCAUUGAGAGGAUGCUAUGAGGUUGAAACUAUAUGCUGCAGAGUAUAGCGUAGCCCCUCCCCUGUAGGUUUAAUAGCAGAUGGGAUCUGACAAUGGAGCGCUGCAGGGGAUACUGGUUAUUCAGGCCCUUAUAUUCAUAAAGGCCUCAUUGGCCAAUCAAUGACCACCAUGGUCAGCUGACCUUGGGUUGCAUUAAUCAACAUGGGCCAGUAUGGAUGUGUGGGGUCCAGAAAUCACUCCUAAUUCAUCACUGGGGGAUUGAUUAAUAAUUACCAUUAUUUUCAAAAAGGUCCAAGGAUGCAAAAUGACAAGAAUAAGACAAUGUUGUUACAGCAGGUUUGAGUUAUGGGACCCAGACUUUAUGACAAUGUUUUUCUCACCUCCAGAUCAACCAGGUCUUUGUGAGAAGUAUUUAGACACCCAAAGCCUCUGCUGCUAAGUCUGAAUUUCCUGCCAAAGAAAGGAGAGGAAAGGACAAGAAAGAGAACACAGGCAACGACCUCAUAACACCAAAUCACAACCAAGUCUGUGACCCAGAGUCCGAGGCAACACUUCCUUAGCAACCGCCACACAGAACAGAACCCAGUCAUGUUCCGAAGGCUCACUAGUCUGUUUUUUGGAAGAGAUGAGGACAUCCCUACAGACCAGAGGACAUCCAACCCUGCAGAAAUGCUUGAGGAAGGGUGGCUUCUGAUCAACCAUCAAGGUCAGUAUCUCACAGGAAGUAGUGGUUGAACUGUAGCUACAUACUGUGGAUCGGUGUGCUCUGCUGGACGAAAUAUGGAUAACGCUGGCUCUCUUGUUGCUCUACAGAAGCUGUCAAUGAAGUGAACCCAUUGGAGGAGCAGGUAGUGGAGUGUGCCAACACGUCUAUCUACAGAUGUCCCUCCAACCCACCUGUCACUGAGGAGACUGAACCCAUCUCAGAAACUGGCGUCAGGUGAGAGAAAUACUUUUGUGCGUUUGACACAGGAAGUUGUCAAAGCAUUUGACAAUAUCCGUGUUCUGCCACUGAUUCCAAAUGUUUCAGUGUCUGCGUGUAUAUGUGAACAGUUGUGGGUGUGCAUUUGUGGGCUUACAAGCAUGUGUUUCUCUGCAGGAUGUCAGAACCAGAGGUCCCAGUCCAAAGAGGCGCCACCAGCCCCAGCCGGAUCAUUCGUGGAUCAGUGUCCAUGGCUGGACAGCUGGCUAAGGUCACACAGGUUGCCCGUGUCCAGAGGGCUCAGACCCUGGUGGACCGCCGCCACCUCACACGGAGCUGCAUCCAGCGGCAGAACUGUGUCCGCCAGCGAGCUCAACGCCACUCCUCACGCACGCGCACCACCUACCUCCAACAGCCAGGCCACCGCAACUUCAGCCACUGAACACCCAGCACCAGGGAGCACUUUUAACACAAGAGCAACAGGAACCUUUAAUCUGCUCACACCAUACACACACACACACACACACACAC